CCGAAUCACGAGUCAAAGCGCCGUAGCCCAUCUCCUGUGGACGCAGACUUCAGACUUAUCCUUUUUUUUUUUCUUACCUUGUCUUAAUCUUCUUAGUCGAGAAGCAAAACCGCUCGUUCCCAGAGGCGUGCAUGUGUGUAUAAGAGAGAUAAUUAAACAGAAAAGGAGAGAUUUUCUGCUGUGGUUUUGAAUUUUUGAAAGAUGGCUUCAGCACUGUUGCUGUGGAUUGUGUUUGUGUUUGAUCUGGUUGCUUUUGCUCUUGCUGUUGCUGCUGAGCAGAGAAGAAAUACCGCAGAGGUCAUAACACAAGGAGAUUACAGAUACUGUCAAUAUGAUUCAGAUAUUGCAACUGGAUUAGGUGUGGGUGCCUUGGUGGCCCUUAUGGCUAGUCAAAUUUUAAUAAUGGUGGCUAGUAGAUGCUUGUGCUGUGGAAAGGCCAUGAGACCUAGCGGGUCUAGAGCCUGGGCUAUCGUUCUAUUUAUCACCUGCUGGGUAUUCUUUUUCAUUGCUGAAGUCUGCUUGUUAGCGGGUUCAGUUCGGAAUGCCUACCACACAAAGUACUACUUGUCGCCAGAACGUAAGCUGUCAUGCCGGCAACUGAGAAAGGGUGUUUUUGGUGCUGGUGCUGCAUUUGUUGUCCUUACAGGCAUAGUAUCUGAGCUUUACUAUGUAUCCUAUACAAGGGCAAAUGAUGGUCAGGCUUCGUAUGGCAGAGACACUGGUGUGAGGAUGGGGAAUCUAUAGCUCAAUUUAGUCGGAACGAAAGGCAAGAAUAUUUGUCAUUAAACUUGUAGUUCAUUUGACUUGCAUAUCAUGAAUAUGGACGUAUAAGAGUUAACAUUAGCAUUCAUUUACUUAGACGCAUUAUGGUGUUCGAACUGUGUGUUAGAGCAGUUCCAUCGCUCUGUAGUACAAAGAAAAAAGUAGAAAUCUUGCAGGAGGAGAGCUACUUCUCCUCAAUGAGAAAGAAAUUGUCUCUCAGAUAACCUUUGGCAUUGAAAUUCUUCAUUUAUGAGAAAUUUUUAGCCCUCGAAGAAUUUUUGCUUUA
This is a messenger RNA of Manihot esculenta (cassava), 1048 nucleotides long. RefSeq lists its product as uncharacterized. The record is from RefSeq and is a predicted model, not a curated record. NCBI's taxonomy places the organism in Eukaryota, Viridiplantae, Streptophyta, Magnoliopsida, Malpighiales, Euphorbiaceae. Bases 202 to 744 code for a protein of 180 amino acids. The transcript has 4 exons.